Molecule: messenger RNA, 933 nt
Organism: Myotis davidii
Lineage: Eukaryota; Metazoa; Chordata; Mammalia; Chiroptera; Vespertilionidae
Gene: DIPK1B
Product: family with sequence similarity 69 member B
Exons: 4
Source: RefSeq, a predicted model, not a curated record
ACCCCUGAGCCAUGCUGGCCGGGCUGCCCAUGUAUUUACAGUCACAGCCUGGGCACCUGCCCCCACUUCCGAGUGUGUGAGCCGAGGGGUGGGAAGGUGGGGGAGACCCCUGAGCGCCCCUGGGCCGUGCAGUGCUGGUGCUGGGGGGCCCACGGAAGGCUGGGGUCUGAGAGGGGGUGACUCUCCCAAAUGUGGCGCUUCCCCCCGUGUUCCCUCCCACGGCAGGGCCGGCUCCCGGGCCUCAGGGUCAAGUACGUCUUUCUGGUCUGGCUGGGCGUCUUUGCGGGCAGCUGGCUGGCGUACGUGAACUACUCGUCCUACACAGAACUCUGCCGCGGGCACGUGUGCCAAGCGGUCAUUUGUGACCAGUACCACAAGGGCAUCAUCUCGGGCUCCCUGUGCCAGGACCUGUGCCAGCUGCACAGGGUGGAGUGGCGGACCUGCCUGUCCUCUGUGCCCAGCCAGCAGGUGUACAGCGGGCUCUGGCAGGGCAAGGAGGUGACCAUCAAGUGUGGCAUUGAGGAGAGCCGGAGCGCCCAGGAGGGGUCGGAUGCGGCGCCCCGGCGGGAGCUGGUGCUGUUUGACAAGCCCACGCGGGGCACCUCCAUCAACGAGUUCCGCGAGAUGACCCUCAGCUUCCUCAAGGCCAACCUGGGAGACCUGCCCGCGCUGCCCACGCUGGUGGGGCAGGUCCUGCUCCUGGCCGACUUCAACCAGGACAAGCUGCUGCCCCCCGCCCUGCACCAGGCCCUGCAGCAGUGGCUGGGGCCCCCGUGGCCCUGGCGCGCCAAGGUGGCCAUCGGCCUGCUGGAGUUCGUGGAGGAGCUGUUCCACGGCGCCUACGGGACCUUCUACAUGUGCGAGACCACGCUGGCCAACGUGGGCUACACGGCCACGUACGACUUCCGGAUGGCCGACCUGCAGCAGGUGGCC